This is a messenger RNA of Dipodomys spectabilis (banner-tailed kangaroo rat), 5360 nucleotides long. It is a transcript of the gene Nrap, whose product is annotated as nebulin related anchoring protein. Gene Ontology annotation, biological process: cardiac muscle thin filament assembly. Gene Ontology annotation, molecular function: actin filament binding. Gene Ontology annotation, cellular component: Z disc. The transcript is spliced from 41 exons. Lineage: Eukaryota; Metazoa; Chordata; Mammalia; Rodentia; Heteromyidae. The record is from RefSeq and is a predicted model, not a curated record. The coding region runs from base 1 to 5088 and encodes 1695 amino acids.
AUGAAUGUUCAGGCUUGCUCUAGGUGUGGCUAUGGGGUUUAUCCUGCUGAGAAGAUCAGCUGCAUAGAUCAGAUAUGGCAUAAAGCAUGUUUUCACUGUGAAGUCUGCAAGAUGAUGCUGUCUGUUAAUAACUUUGUGAGUCACCAGAAAAAGCCGUAUUGUCAUGCCCACAACCCUAAGAACAAUACGUUCACUAGUGUCUAUCAUAUUCCUUUAAAUCCAAAUGUGAAGAAGUCAUUGGGUGCCAUGGGUGGGAUCAGUGACCGAGUAGAUGAUGAACAGUUUAAAUCAGUUUUUCACUGGGACAUGAAAUCCACGGAUGGAGUAGGUGUACCUAACAACCAACCACUGGUGAAUGAGAGAGCCUACUGGCCUGGAUAUGGGGAAGGGAACACUUGGUGUCCAGGAGCUCUGCCAGACCCUGAAAUUGUCAGGAUGGUUGAGGCACGACAGUCUCUUGGUGAGGAAUACACAGAAGACUACGAGCAACAGAGGGGUAAAGGGAGUUUCCCAGCCAUGAUCACACCUGCUUAUCAAAGAGCCAAGAAAGCCAACCAACUGGCCAGCCAAGUGGAAUACAAGAGAGGGCAUGAUGAACACAUCUCCAAGUUCACCCCAGUGGCAGAUACCCCUGAACUCCUACGGGCCAAGGCUGGAGGACAGCUUCAAAGUGAUGUGAGAUACACAGAAGACUAUGAACAACAGAGAGGGAAAGGCAGUUUUCCUGCUAUGAUCACCCCUGCUUAUCAGAUAGCCAAAAGAGCCAAUGAGCUGGCAAGUGAUGUGAGGUACCAUCAACAAUAUCAACGAGAGAUGAGAGGAGUAGCUGGCUCAGCUACUGGAGCUGAGGGUACUUUGACAAAGGAAGGUGUAGUCCGGUAUGACCAGGGUUACUUGGAGGAGAAUGGAGAGCCCAGGGGAAAGGGCAGCUUCCCAGCCAUGAUCACCCCUGCUUAUCAGAAUGCCAAGAAGGCUAAUGAACUCGCCAGUGACCUCAAAUACAGACAGGACUUCCAUAAGAUGAAAGGCGCUGCGCAUUACCAUUCUCUCCCAGCUCAAGACAACUUGGUUCUUAAACGAGCUCAGAGUGUGAAUAAGCUUGUUAGUGAAAAUAAAUAUAAAGAAAACUACCAGACCCACAUGAGAGGCCACUAUGAAGGAGUUGGCAUGGAUAGACGCACUCUCCAUGCUCUGAAAGUUGGCAGUCUGGCCAGCAACAUUGCCUACAAGGCAGAUUAUAAACAUGACAUUGUAGACUACAACUAUCCAGCCACUCUUACUCCUUCCUACCAAACAACAAUGAAGCUGCUUCCCUUGAAAGAUGUCAACUACAGACAGAGCAUUGAUAAAUUCAAGUACAGCUCUAUAGCCAAUACACCACAAAUUAUUCAAGCCAAGAUCAAUGCCCAGCAACUGAGCCACGUGAAUUACCGUGCUGACUAUGAAAAAAAUAAGCUGAACUACACGUUACCACAGGAUGUACCUCAGCUGGUAAAGGCCAAGACCAAUGCUGAACUAUUCAGUGAGGUUAAGUACAAAGAAGGUUGGGAGAAGACAAAGGAGAAAGGAUUUGAGAUGAAGCUGGAUGCCAUGUCUCUGUUGGCCGCCAAAGCCUCGGGGGAGCUUGCUAGCAAUAUUAAAUACAGAGAAGAAUAUGAAAAGACAAAAGGAAAAGUCAUGGGAACAACUGACUCAAAGCUUCUGCACUCUCUGCAGGUGGCCAAGAUGAGCAGCGAGGUUGAAUAUAAGAAAGGCUUUGAAGAGAUUAAGACUCACUUUCACCUGCCCAUGGAUAUGGUGAAUAUCAGGCAUGCUAAGAAGGCCCAAGCUCUUGCCAGUGACCUGGACUAUAGGAAGAAAUUGCAUGAAUACACUGUGCUGCCUGAAGAUAUGAAGACUCAGUGGGCUAAGAAAGCCUAUGGGCUCCAGAGUGAGCUGCAGUACAAAGCUGACCUGGCAUGGAUGAAGGGAGUUGCGUGGCUGACUGAGGGGAGUCUCAACUUGCAACAGGCCAAGAAGGCUGGUCAGCUGGUCAGCGAGAAAAACUACCGGCAGAGGGUUGACGAGCUGAAGUUCACAAGUGUGGCUGAUAGCUCCCAGAUGGAGCACGCCAAGAAGAGCCAGGAGCUGCAGAGUGGGGUAGCCUACAAGGCAGGAAACGAACAAUCUGUCCAUCAGUACAGCAUCAGCAAGGAUGAGCCUCUCUUCUUGCAGGCCCGAGCCAAUGCUGCUCAUCUCAGUGAGAAACUAUACAAGAGUAGCUGGGAAAGCCAGAAGGCAAAAGGGUUUGAGCUGCGUCUUGACUCCUUAACCUUCCUGACAGCCAAAGCUAAGAGGGACCUAGCCAGUGAGGUAAAGUACAAGGAGGAUUAUGAGAGGUCCAGAGGGAAACUCAUUGGAGCAAAGAGUGCACAGGAUGAUUCGCAAAUGAGCCACUCACUGCAAAUGUCCAAGCUGCAGAGUGAACUGGAGUACAAAAAGGGCUUCGAGGACGCCAAAUCCCAGUGCCACGUCUCCCUGGACAUGGUCCACCUCACACAUGCCCGCCAAGCUCAGCACUUAGCCACAGACAUAGGCUACAGGACGACAUCCCAUCACUUUACAGCUUUGCCCACAGACAUGAAAGUGGAGUGGGCUAAGAAGGCAUAUGGCUUGCAGAGCGACAACCAAUACAAGGCAGACAUGAAGUGGAUGAAAGGCCUGGGCUGGGUCGCCACCGGGUCAUUAAAUGUGGAGCAGGCGAAGAAGGCAGGAGAGCUCAUUAGCGAGAAGAAGUACCGUCAGCAUCCAGAUGCUUUGAAGUUUACCAGUAUUAAAGACACUCCGGAGAUGGUCCAGGCCAGAAUUAGUUAUACCCAAGCAGUGGACAGGCUUUACAGGGAACAGGGAGAAAACAUAAAGCAUCAUUACACACAGACUGCUGACCUGCCUGAGGUUUUGCUGGCCAAGCUGAAUGCCAUGAACAUCAGUGAGACUCGUUAUAAGGAAUCCUGGAGCAAACUUCGAGACGGUGGAUAUAAGCUGAGGUUGGAUGCCAUUCCGUUCCAGGCAGCAAAGGCUUCUGGGGAAAUCAUAAGUGAUUACAAAUACAAAGAAGCAUUUGAGAGAUUGAAAGGACAGAUGCUCGGCUCCCGGAGCUUGGAGGAUGAUCUCAGCCUUGCACAUUCAGUGCACGCGACCUCUCUACAGAGCAAUGUGAACUACAAGAAAGGCUUUGAACACUCCAAGGCACACUUCCAUCUGCCGCUGGACAUGAUAACCCUGGUGCAUGCCAAGAAGGCUCAGGCCUUGGCCAGCGACCAGGAUUACAGACAUCCACUACCCCAGUAUACAUCUUUGGCAGAAGACCUGAGGCUAAGCUGUGCCAAGAAAGCUCAUAAGUUGCAAAGUGAGAAUCUGUACCGUUCAGACCUGAACUUUAUGCGGGGAGUUGCCUGUGUCGUUCCUGGCACAUUAGAGAUUGAAGGGAGAAAGAAAGCCUCAGAGCUCAUCAGUGAGAGAAACUACCGUCAGCAUCCUGGAUCAUUCAAGUACACAGCGGUGACAGACACUCCCAACCUCCUGCAUGCCAAGUUCAGCAGCCAGAUUACCAAUGAGCGUCUCUACAAAGCGGCCGGAGAGGAUGCUCGACACCAGUACACAGUGACCGUGGGUCUGCCUGAGUUUAUCCGAGCAAAAACCAAUGCAGCCAAUCUGAGUGACGCAAAAUACAAGGAGGCCUGGCGUAAUCUCCGUGCUCAAGGCUACAAGCUGACAGCCGAUGCUCUCCCCUUCCAGGCUGCGAGAGCCUCUGGAGACAUCGCCAGCGAUUUUCUCUACAGACAUGACUUUGUGAAGGAACGAGGGAGGCUCCUUGGGGUCCGGAGUGUAAGUGAUGACCCUCGGCUUCAGCACUGCCAGAGGAUGGGCCAGCUACAAAGUGACCAUCACUACCGGAGGGAGGCAGCCAGCAGCCAAUCCCAGUGCCACCUGCCCAGGGACAUGCUGCACCUGGUCCACGCUAGGAAGGCCCAGGCUCUGGCCAGUGAUCACGACUACCGGACACAGUACCAUGAAUUCACAUCGCUACCUGAGGACCUGAAGAUGGCUUGGGCCAAGAAAGCCCAUGCUCUGCAGAGCGAGUUUCACUACAAGUCAGACCUAGAAGGCAUGAAGGGGACCGGAUGGCUGGCACUGAGAUCCCCACAGAUGGAGAGUGCAAAGAAGGCGGGAAAACUCAUCAGUGAGAGUAAAUACCGUACCAAACCAGACAGCAUGAAGUUCACCACAGUGGUUGAUUCCCCAGACCUGGUUCAUGCUCAAAAUAGCUAUAUACACUGCAAUGAGCGCCUGUACAGAGCUGGAGACGCAGAAUCCCUGCACAGAUACACCCUGAUUCCUGACCAUCCUGAAUUCACCAGAGCUCGCCUCAACGCGCGGCACCUGAGUGAUAAAGUCUACAGAAAGUCUUGGGAGCAGAACCGGGCUGGUGGCUAUGACUUCAGGCUGGAUGCCAUCCCGUUCCAGACUGCCCGGGUGUCCAGGGAGAUCGCCAGUGACUUCCGGUACAAAGAGGCCUUCCUGCGCGACCGUGGUCUGCAGAUUGGGUACCGCAGCAUCCAUGAUGACCCAAGGAUGAGACAUUUCCUCAACGUCAGCAGGCUCCAGAGUGACAACGAGUACAAGAAGGACUUUGCCAUGAGUCGGUCCCAGUUCCACAGCCGCCCAGACCAGCCUGGCUUCCUCCAGGCUAAGAGAAGCCAGCAACUGGCCAGUGAUGUGAACUACAGGCAGCCCCUGCCACAGCCCACCUGUGACCCAGAGCAGCUGAGCCUGAAGCAUGCGCAGAAAGCUCACCAGCUGCAGAGUGAUGUCAAGUACAAAUCCGAUCUGAACCUGACCCGAGGUGUUGGCUGGACCCCUCCCGGUUCCUACAAAGUAGAAAUGGCUCGGCGGGCUGCAGAACUGGCCAAUGCAAGGGCGCUGGGUCUCCGGGGAGCUUGUGGGGGGCUGGAGGCAGUGGAGACUGAAGAUCAUCCACAUGGGCAGGUGAACCCAGAUGCCACUGAGAUUCUGCAUGUCAAAAGGAAGAAGGCUCUGCUGCUGUGAGGGAACUGAGAGAGAAACCACAGUGGAAGUUUGCUAGCCAGAAAUGUGAUUUAGAUGGCUUUGGUGGGGGCAAGCUGUUAAAACAGCAUAGCAGCCCAUCCCCAGAUCUGUCGUCAUUAAAUGACAACUCUGAGAGCAAAUGGAAAUUGUGUUUUGGUCUUCUUUCCAGGACAGUGGUUGGGAGGGAAGCAAAUGUUUACAUUUUACAUUGGUUGCAUCCUUUUGGGGGUCCCUGGGCGGGGUGGGGAGGAGAAGGAGUCUGAUUUAAAUGG